This is a messenger RNA of Alternaria atra, 1398 nucleotides long. RefSeq lists its product as uncharacterized. The coding region runs from base 1 to 1398 and encodes 465 amino acids. Gene Ontology annotation, molecular function: monooxygenase activity; heme binding; iron ion binding. The transcript has a single exon. NCBI's taxonomy places the organism in Eukaryota, Fungi, Ascomycota, Dothideomycetes, Pleosporales, Pleosporaceae. Gene Ontology annotation, biological process: sterol metabolic process. The record is from RefSeq and is a predicted model, not a curated record.
AUGCCUAAACCAGAACCACAACUUCCCCUCGGCAGCUCUUCGACAUUGCAAGGUUUUGCCGAGAGCUUUUCGUUUCACAAUUCGCCAGAGUCAUUCAUCACGUCACGCAUCCUCGCCUUCCAGAAAGAACACCCAGAAGCCAUAGAGAAUAGAGCAGUAGUUCGAGCGAAAGUGCUUAAUCGCAACGUCGCCAUAGUCUCUUCACAUGCGCAGAUUCAUCAAGUUCUUGCCCAGGAUGCAGCAGGGUACGAAGCCGGUGGCGCGUACGCUAAGCUGAUGGCGCCAUUCUUUCCAUCACCGAACCUGUUGCUGAUGGAUGGCGACAAACAUGCCUCUAUGCGCCAGACAUGGAAGACGAGAAUGGAGAAUUUGAGAGCGGUGCUACAUCCUCUAGUAUCUCGGCAGGCUGACCGACACUUCUCUGAACCGUCCGCAUCAGAGAUAGAUAUGUACGAGUCUUUGAAGAGACUUUCAUGGAAGAUACUACUCGGAGCGUUCCUGGACCUCGACAGCAAUGACGGCUUAUUCGACACAAUGGAGAGUUUGCAGGAAGACCUGCUUCGAGGCCAGUUCUCGCUGUUCCCGGUAACUGUCAACGCAGGCUUCUGGCAUUCGCCUCGCAAGAAGGGUAAAGAGGCGAACAAAAGGCUACAAGGCAGAAUUUCGCGUCAUCUGGAAGAAAACAAGAGUGCGUGUCCUUUCGCUACCGCGAACAAAGGCGAGUUGGAGGAUGUAGCAAAGCACUCGGUCCUUUUCACGAGCAGUCUCGCAGUUAAAGCGCUGGCUUCCCUCUUAACAGCUUUCCUAUUGAACCUAUUUUUGUACCAAACGAACGGUGGUCAGUCACUAGCAGAGGUUCUGGCUACUGAAGAUGAUCCUAAAAGGCUUUCGCUACGCCUGAGAGCCAUACUGAUGGAAACGGAGCGGCUUAGCCCGCCCAUUGUGGGCGUCAUGAGACAGUCUAUGAGAGAUAAUAUUAUCUCGUCACCUGAAGAGCAGGCAGACAUAAAAAUACCAAAGGAAUGGGACUGUUGGCUCUACUUCGUGGGCGGUGGCCGCGAUCAGACAGCUUAUGGGCCGACUUGGGACGUGUUUGACGCGAAUCGAUAUCUUGACAAGGAUAUGCCGCCAGGUGUAGCCUUCGGGGCGGGUCCAAAGACAUGUUUAGGUCGCGACAUGAUCCGCGAGAUUGCUCUAGCUGUGGCGGAGACAUUCGUACGCCUCAAUAUCAGCAUACAUGGCAAUGUUGCAUCGCGUGGGGUACGCGGUUGGCUGGGGUGGGAACGAAACGAUUCGGUGAGAGAAGAAGAUUGGGCUAGGGACAUGAAGCAGUUGCCCACACAAAGGCCGUCGGAACCUAUUAUGAUUCGGGUGUUGCGUAAUUCCUUCUCGAGAUGA